Messenger RNA from Eimeria necatrix, 1086 nucleotides. RefSeq names its product splicing factor 3B subunit 2, putative. Gene Ontology annotation, biological process: mRNA splicing, via spliceosome. Gene Ontology annotation, cellular component: catalytic step 2 spliceosome; precatalytic spliceosome; U2-type spliceosomal complex. The transcript has 6 exons. NCBI's taxonomy places the organism in Eukaryota, Apicomplexa, Conoidasida, Eucoccidiorida, Eimeriidae. The record is from RefSeq and is a predicted model, not a curated record. The coding region runs from base 1 to 1086 and encodes 361 amino acids.
AUGCAAACAAAAAGAAAUAUAAAACCCGGAAAACUUUCCGACAGACUCAAGGAGGCCCUCGGCAUGGGGCCCCUCUCGCCGCCCCCCUGGCUGCUGAACAUGCAGAGGUACGGGCCGCCUCCGGCGUACCCUCGUCUGCGGCUUCCGGGGCUGAACGCGCCCAUCCCCGCGGGGUGUACGUACGGCUACCAACCCGGAGGUUGGGGAAGACCUCCUGUCGAUGAAAGUGGAUCAUUAUUAUUUAAAUUAGAAGAAGAAGUGGAAGAAGAAGCAGCAGCAGAAGACCUUGCUGCUGCUGAGGGCCUCUGGGGAGAACUGCCUCCCGACGCGGAGGCCCCGCCCGAGGAGGAGGAACCCGAGACGGAAGGCCCAGCAGAGGGGCAGCAGCCGACAGCAGAGACGCCGUUUGGGGGGGGCGCUUCGAGCGUGGGGCUGACAAGCAUGGGCCUGGAGUCUCCUGCUGCUCUGGAGCUGCAGCAGCAGCAGCAGCAGCGGGGAGGUGUCUCUUCAGUUGCUUCUUCUGGCCCGAAGGCCUACACUGUACUGACACCCGAGGAGACGCAGGUGCAGCAGGGGCAGCUCUUCGGAGUCCGCCACACUUACAGGAUUCCCGCGGGGGCUUUGGCGGGGCAGCAGCAGCAGCAGCAGCAGCAGCAGCAGCUGCUGCAGCAGGGGGGCGCCUCGGGUGUACAGACACCUGCCGGCAUCGCCACCCCCAGACUCCUCAGCGGCAGGGCCUCCCCCUUUGUUGCAGGGCUUAGAAGUCCCUUCGCUCCUGCUGCUGCUGCUGCUGCAGCAGCAGCAGCAAGUGGCGCCAACACUCCCCUCAUGGCCCAGCGCGGAGGAGCAGCAACUCCCGCCGGAGUCACUGUCUCCCUCAACCCCAACGAAAUGGAGCAAGAGGGCGCUUUCACUGCUGACGUGAUUCGCCAGCAGCUGCGGCAGCACGAGGAAGCAGCAGCAAGAGCAAAAGCAGCAGCAGGACAGAUAGACCCAGCAGACCAGCGCAAGAGGAAAGGAGACGAGCUGCGGGGUGUAUCUGCAGCUGCAGCGAAAUCGAAGAGGAAGAAGCAGUUCAAGUUUUAA